AGUAAAAGUAAAAUAGAACAAAGGUGACAAAAUCUUUAUUUCUUAAAAAACAAGAAAAACUCUGUCUCUUCCAAUUCUUCUCUUUGUUCUCUUUCAAGAACUUGAUCAGCAAUUUUUUUUUGUUGUUUCCUGUAAAGAUGAGGAGAGUUUUUGGUGCUAAAAAAGAUAAAGAACCACCACCUUCAAUCCAAGAUGCAUCAGAGAAGAUAAAUAAAAGAGGUGAUACAGUAGAUGAGAAGAUCAAGAAGCUAGAUGCAGAACUUGCUAGAUACAAAGAACAGAUUAAAAAGACAAGACCUGGACCUGCUCAAGAGGCUGUGAAAGCUAGAGCUAUGAGGAUUCUUAAGCAAAAGAGAAUGUAUGAAGGACAGCGUGACAUGCUCUAUAACCAGACGUACAACCUUGAUCAAGUUGCAUUUGCUUCUGAAGGAAUUAAAGAUGCUCAACAAACUAUGUCAGCUUUGAAAUCCGCCAACAAGGAAUUGAAAGGAAUGAUGAAAACUGUGAAGAUUCAAGAUAUUGAUAACUUGCAAGAUGAGAUGAUGGACUUGAUGGAUGUGAGCAAUGAAAUUCAAGAGACCUUGGGCAGAAGCUAUAAUGUGCCAGAUGAUAUUGAUGAGGAAGAACUCAUGGGUGAACUUGAUGCUCUGGAAGCAGACAUGGGAAUGGAAACUGAAUCUGAUGGGGUGCCUUCUUAUCUGCAACCUGAUAAGGAAUCUGAUCUUGAUGCAGAACUGAACUUGCCUUCAGCGCCCACAGGACAAGGAGCACCAGCUAGCAGAUACAAUGCCCAGGCUGAGGAUGAACUGGGCUUACCUGCUGUCCCUCGGGCUUCUCUUCGUGGUUAGACAGUUUUUUUACGUGAUCCUUGUGAAAGUAAUUUGAAGAGCUGGAUGCCAAACCCCGUAAACAUGUUGCUGAUUUACAUGAUUUAAUUGGUGUUUGGAGGGGCUAGGCUUUAUUCCAUGCAAUGAUUUAUUUUUUCUUUGAAUAAGUACUGUGAAUACAUUUUGUGAAAAAGGAUGCCCCUGAACAGUUUGGCAACUGGAUUCUACACGGAUAGAUGUGUAAAUGAAGUUAAACUUUCCUUCC
Molecule: messenger RNA, 1092 nt
Organism: Populus nigra (black poplar)
Lineage: Eukaryota; Viridiplantae; Streptophyta; Magnoliopsida; Malpighiales; Salicaceae
Product: vacuolar protein sorting-associated protein 60.1-like
Exons: 7
Coding region: 138-848 (236 amino acids)
Biological process (GO): vesicle budding from membrane; late endosome to vacuole transport via multivesicular body sorting pathway
Cellular component (GO): multivesicular body
Source: RefSeq, a predicted model, not a curated record